Messenger RNA from Plenodomus lingam JN3, 111 nucleotides. NCBI's taxonomy places the organism in Eukaryota, Fungi, Ascomycota, Dothideomycetes, Pleosporales, Leptosphaeriaceae. The record is from RefSeq and is a predicted model, not a curated record.
AUGGUGGUGGCCACAAUACUCAUAGAAGUGGAGAGUUCGGUUCUCGACAAUGGCGGAAGCAAUGAGAUCAUGCGAAGCUUGAUGCUCAGUUUGCAAGUCACGAACAUCUAG